UAAUCCACUGAAAAGCGACUUUGUCAAGUUAUUUAACUGAUACAUAUAUAUGUACAAAAUUUGUUUCAAGUGCUGUAUACACAAUGCAACAGCCAAAUUUGCUUUUCAUUAACAAGCGGGGCAUAAUGCUAUGAUAUUAUACAUUGAACAUAUAAACAAGACCAAAUUCCCCAACGUGCUAUUGCAAUUCUAUAGAUAACUUUAUUCAGUGUCUACUUUUUUAGACACACACACACACACAUAUUUGGAAAGGAAAAUUCAGAGCAGUAAUUAUAGUGCUUAAAUUGUAUUCGACUUCAGAAUUAAUUUGCUUAGAUUUUUUUAUUACAGUAUCACUAUAUAUCUCCAUCUCUGUAGAGCUCCCACACAUAAUGUAAGUUUUAAAAUGUCAAAGCCGCUCUGAUCAAAAACUCGUUUACAUGUAAGGGUACAUGCACAGACAGUUGACCAGCCGUUGCUCAGUUAAGUCAAAUCUCAUUAUCCACCAUGUCUAAAACUAUGGGGGCUGUUUGUUUUCAUGAAAUGACAGUGAGUCAGUGAACAUAUAGCACUGUCAAAAGUUGAAUCUCAAAAUGAUGUUUCUUUGUUUUUUAAAAAUUCCCACCAUAGCAGUACCAUCUAGUGCAAUGAAUCAUUGUAAAAGGUCUAUUACAGUAAAUGCUUCUCAAGAAAAUAUCUAUCCAAAACAGGCAUCUUUAUUGUAAAUGAGAUGCCAUGCCACCCCCCCCACCCCCCAAAAAAACCUGCAUGUUUAGAGACUGAAAAUGAAUAUUUUUAAAUAUGCAGUAUUGAUGGUUUUGAUUUGUUUCUGCUUUUGAAGUCCUUCUGAUUAAUUUAAGGUCACUAGAAAAAGAAGCCACACAUAUUCUAGUUGCUUUAGACUUUGACUCGAUGUUUAUUUUAGAUAACAUUAAUCAUUCAAACUAGCCAUGCACUACUGUGCUUAAUCUGACCUUACAUUCCUUUUUACCUGUGUGUUACCCACAGGUUUGUUGUCAUGGUAGUUUGAGUGAGCAGUAUAUCACUUUCCUCCCACCAGCAAGUGUGUUGUUGCCCUACAUAGCUGCUGGGGGUGGUAGCUGUGGGAGUCCGUGAUGCUACUUCCUGUCUCCGUUGCGCAUCAGAAUUUCCCUUCUGCCCACCCACUUUCAUUUGUAGCAUGUAAUGGGUUGUUUGAGGUUAGUCUGUCACAGUGGGCCAGCGGUGUGCUGCUCUUCAGUCUGGGCAGCUGCUUUCACGUUUGUUAAUAUAGGAACUGGAUGCUUCGCCAAGGCACCUCGGAAGAAAGGAGAUUAUUUUGUAGACAACACAUCUCAGCGCACUUAUGAAGGUGUUGAGUGGUCACGUUGUGACAAAAUCACAGUUUGAGGACAGCAUGGAUCUAUUCAUCAUGCCUGCCUCAGCUGCUCAUCUGAAGCUGGGGCCUCCUCUACCUCAGCAGGCACAUGAGGCCAAUUCAAUCAACUCGGCCCAUACUGAAAAUCUCAACCGAAAGCGUUGGAAGAACCUUUUUUGGCGAGUGCAAAGAAAAAACAUGAAUUCUGGAUGUGCUUUGACCCCUCAAAAAAAGCCACUCUUUGGACAAGCUCUGACUGAUAUUUGUGAAAAAAAUGCUUGUCCUCCAAAACCCAUUAUGGAGAUCCUCUCAGUGCUUAGGAAAGAAGGCCCACAGACACUGGGAGUGUUCAGGAAAGCAGGGAAUGCCCGGUGUCUUAAGGAGAUCAAGGAGCAACUCAACAGUGGAGCAGAAGUAUAUCUAAAAGAUGAACCAGUGAUUUUGCUUGCUGAUCUUCUCAAGGAUUUUUUGAGGCACCUGCCAAGUGGUUUACUGGUGGUGGAACAGUACAACACCUGGAUGGCAGCAAUGGAAAAAGAGGAUGUACAUGAUAGGUGUACUGAGCUUCAAAGGGUGGUUAAAAACCUUCCAGAGCCAAAUAUUCACCUCUUGAAACAUUUGAUUGUUAUGCUGUAUCACAUAAGUGCUAAUGCAGACACAAACAAGAUGGAUUCCAGCAAUUUAGCUCUAUGUGUUUCACCCAACUUGCUCCGAACUGACAAUAUGGAAAUUAUGAAAAAUGUGUCUACGCUGACUCAGUUCCUAAUUGACAACUGUUCUGAAAUAUUUGGUGAGGAUGCACUGACGCUGCUUGGAGACUCAGAUGAAGAAGAACUGAGUGAUAAUCAAGAUUCCAUCCACCAGGACUCUGCCUACGACAGCAAUGACCCUGAUGUGGAGGGAAGCAAAGGAAGCUUCACAGACAUGCACGCCAUCCAUUCUGACUCUGAAGAGAAAAGUCUGGAUAAUGAGGUUUCCUGCUCAUAUGCUGCUGUGGGGAGACAGACUGCCAAACCAUUCUUUCGCAGGUGCUCUGAGCCAACAAUCAUCUUUACUGAAGGUGUUCGAAACCAGAUACCCCUAACCAGGAGUCAGACAGAGAUGAACUUUUACGACCAGCAUUUGACAAAGCAAAUCUCAGAUGAGUGCGUUUUGUUUGGGAUGGGCAGCAGGUUGCUACCUGUGAAGAAGAACAUCUGCAUCUUGGCUGCUGGUCAACUUCAACUCCAGGGCACUGCCAAAGCUAGCACCUCCUGUUCCUCCAGCUCCCUGGAGAGCACCAUCUCCAGCACCUCAGACAGCUCCUUCCACACCAGUUCUCCCAUCGUCUCAUCCUCCAGCCAGCGACGGACCCUCCAGCGCAAAAAGUCCUUCCCCACUUGCCUGAUGCCGCAUGGGAACUCCCUCAACGAGACCCCCAAAAAACGCUCCCAGUCAAUGAAGGCCACAAACUCUCGGACCAAGGCUAGCUUUGCUCGAGGUGGCACCAGCAAGAGAGCCGAGAAGGUGCUGCAGCAAGGCCAGACUCUCCCCGAAGUCCUUCCUCUCACUGGGGCUUCCUUGCAAAAACACUUGUCUAGAGAGGAAGUCUUCCAGCAGGUGGACAGCAAGAUCCCAAGCAACCCUCCAUCUUAUGAGCAGGCCCUCGAGGACAACGGCCACCCUAUGCUUUCACAACGCCGCUCGCUGACCGUGGAGGCUGCCAGGUGUCUGUCAAAAAACACGUGCAGUCAGUCCAUAUACCCUGCUGCAGAGCCAGCAUAUCCCUGCUCAGUGAAAAACUGUAGUCAUAGUCAUUGUUCCGAGAGUGCGGAGAAAAUUCACAUUUCAGCGGAGUCUGCAAUCUCACCAGACUCAAGACAGACUAUGCAUGAAGCGUCUGAAACCAGCCUGGCAAAUUGUUGUGGUCAGCAACUGGUCGAGUCAGUGAGUGUCAGAGAGUCAUAUGUGUGACAUAUACUAUGUCCUUCACGUGUAUAAUCUGUGGAAUAUUUUGCUACAGAUGUGUUUUAUUUUGACUAAAUGCUUUGUGUAAUAAAGCAGGUAUUACUAUAACUUUGAAAACAGGGCUUCUAUGAGCUUCUAAGAAGUUUGUAAUUUUAGAAGUCGCCAGUAAAAAGACUAUAAAAUACAUAGUUGUUGAGUUAUCGCAGAUUAUGAAUUGUAACAUAGCCUGUUUAUUUGGUUGUAUGUUGAAGUUACAACCUUCUGAUAAGCGUCUUAAAGCUACAUCCCAUUGUUGUCUCACGUAGCAAACAAAUAUCACUGAAAGGCACUUUGAGAGGACGUCAUCACUACAAAAUAUUAAUGUUUCGCAUAACUGAUAUCAGCACGCAAUAAGUGAAAGUGUGUAUAAAAGGCAAAAUAGAAACUGUUGCGCUUCAGCCACGCCUAAUAUUAUCUCAGGAGUCACGGGUUGGAUUUCCGAAACCACUUUUUGACACGCCAAACACGGGAGAUGAUUAACUGUUUAGAUUCGUUGCCAUAUUUCGGCAACAUACACACCUAAAACAGACGAAUAUGUAAAUAAAUUAUGCACUGUUAUUUCCAUGUACGCUGCAAUAAACCUUCCCUGUUAUUAUA
Molecule: messenger RNA, 3919 nt
Organism: Electrophorus electricus (electric eel)
Lineage: Eukaryota; Metazoa; Chordata; Actinopteri; Gymnotiformes; Gymnotidae
Gene: tagapa
Product: T cell activation RhoGTPase activating protein a
Biological process (GO): regulation of Rho protein signal transduction; signal transduction
Molecular function (GO): GTPase activator activity
Source: RefSeq, a predicted model, not a curated record